AUGGAAACUAUGCGUAUAGGUGUUGCAUAUGUGUCAGCCACAGGAUGUGCAUUGGUUGUGGCACUCGGGCUCAAAGGGGGACUUGCAAAAAGGGCUUCGCCCCUGUUUCAGCGGUUUGUUCCAUUUGCUGCUGUUGUUGCUGCUAACAUGGUGAACAUUCCACUUAUGAGACAGAGUGAGUUGCUGGACGGUGUGAGUGUGUAUGACCAGGCAGGUGUACGCGUCGGGGAGUCCCGCUACGCUGCCGUCAAGGGGAUUUCCCAGGUCACGCUCAGCCGCAUCCUCAUAGCAGCACCCAGCAUGUUGCUGUUACCUGUGCUGAUUGAGGGUCUGGAGAAGAAGGCAUGGUUCCGUCGUCGGCCAUUCCUUAAUGCCCCACUUCAGGUCCUUGUGUCUGGGGCUAUGCUGCUAGUGAUGGUGCCAGUUGGCUGUGCAAUCUUCAAUCAAAGGAGCUGCAUACCGUCCUCCCGCCUGAAAACUAUAGACAGACUGGACAUGAAAGAGAUUGAGAGCAGAUACGGCCAUUUGCCAGAGUAUGUCUACUUCAACAAGGGACUCUAGAUCUACCAUAUGCAACAUAUUUUACUGAGGGCCAUUUUUCUUUAAAAAAUUUGAUUAACCAAUUAAAUGGCUAUUAUUUGCCUGUUUUGGAAUUAUUAUAUUGACACUGAAUACUGAAUAGCAUUUAGAAUUGAAAAAAAAACAACACCAUACAAUAGAUAUUUUUAAUAACUUGCAAAUUUGAAGUAUAAAAAAGAGUAAAUAAUUGUGCUGUUGUAAAACAAUCAUUUUAUGGACACAAUUAAGGAACCUAAUAUGUGGACAGAAACAAAAUGAUCAAUAACUUAUCAUGCAGUCUGAAAUCAAAAUGAAUUUUAUGCCAAUAUUUAUUGAUGUCUAUUUGCAAUAAAUUGGUACAUGUAAAUAAAUAUAAUCAUGUUUUUGCCAAAACUUGUGAACUAGAUAUAAGAAUUAUUUGUUUCACUUAAAGUAUAAAUGAGCUAGUUUGAUGAUGGAACCAUUCAAGCGUAGUGAUCAGGUCAGCGGUUAGUUUGAUAAUGGAACCAUUCAAGCGUAGUGAUCAGGUCAGCGGCUAGUUUGAUAAUGGAACCAUUCAAGCGUAGUGAUCAGGUCAGCGGCUAGUUUGAUAAUGGAACCAUUCAAGCGUAGUGAUCAGGUCAGCGGUUAGUUUGAUAAUGGAACCAUUCAAGCGUAGUGAUCAGGUCAGCGGCUAGUUUGAUAAUGGAACCAUUCAAGCGUAGUGAUCAGGUCAGCGGUUAGUUUGAUUAUGGAACCAUUCAAGCGUAGUGAUCAGGUCAGCGGCUAGUUUGAUAAUGGAACCAUUCAAGCGUAGUGAUCAGGUCAGCGGCUAGUUUGAUAAUGGAACCAUUCAAGCGUAGUGAUCAGGUCAGCGGUUAGUUUGAUAAUGGAACCAUUCAAGUGUAGUGAUCAGGUCAGCGGUUAGUUUGAUAAUGGAACCAUUCAAGCGUAGUGAUCAGGUCAGCGGCUAGUUUGAUAAUGGAACCAUUCAAGCGUAGUGAUCAGGUCAGCGGUUAGUUUGAUAAUGGAACCAUUCAAGCGUAGUGAUCAGGUCAGCGGUUAGUUUGAUAAUGGAACCAUUCAAGCGUAGUGAUCAGGUCAGCGGUUGCCCAAUAUGUUUAAUCAAUAUAAAAGCCAUUGCUUAUGAGUAAACUGUGUGAAAUAAAUAACUGAAAAAGAAUACCAUUUCAAAGUAGCUAAAGGUUCGAUUGUAUUGCUUUUGUUUUAAUUUGCAUCUGGAAAUGAACAUUAAAAUAACAUAUUGUGCUACUUUCACAAUUUGUUUAUGACAUUUGUUCUUCUCCUUAUACAUGUAUCUUCUUAAGAUAGCCAAUUUCAUACCAAAUUGAUCUUGGCUAACCUAGGAAUCCAAAAUUGUAUUUAAAUGUUCUAGAUUGCCAAACUUCAUUUGAAUCUCUAUUGUUUUACUAAGCAUUCUGUGUAAUAUAUGAUGUUUACAUAAUACUGGAUCAUACCAUAUUUUGUUGAACACUUGUUUAUAAGGGGGCUUCAAUAUGUAAGAUAAAAUAGUAUGAAUAUUAUAGUACUAUAAUUUAAAUAUGUAUUUAUAAAGGUUUUUUUUGUUUGUUAUUUUUAGAGCGUCUGUUUGUGUGUUUGCUAUUGCUAUAGCGAUGGCGUUCUCCUUGUUUGAGUCUUUCAAUGAAUGGAUUCGUGGUCAUAACUCAAUUGUUACAGAUAAAAGAUGAAUGUUAAAUGUGUACUCAUUUUGUCCUAACGUAUUUGAAGAGUUGUGACCCUUCAUUUAAGAUAUUAAUCUGUAUUAUGUUUCUUUUAUUGAAGAAAUGUUUUGGGGAGGUUUUGGUCUGGCAGGUGGUACACAUAACUUUUCCCUCCGGAAUAGUAACAUUUCUUCUCAUCUCUCAUUGCUACCAAUAAGGCCAGAGCCAAGCUAACGCUGUUAUUCACUGAAUCAGUCAAGCUAAAAUCGCUGUUUUCUGUCAAUAAUGUCCUAGUGAAACUCCCGUUGCUGUUUUUGUCAAUAAUUAGCAGUGUAUUUUCUGUAAAUAAGGUCGCAGUGAAGCAAAUACUGCUUUAUAGUGUCAAAAAGGUCUCCGUCUAACUAAGGCUGCUAUUUUUUAGCAUUUGAAACAUCCAGAAUGUAUCGAUAUUUGUUAAUACACCAUAAACUUGUAUAGAACUUGUAAGACUUCUUCACACCAAAAUUAGAAAUUGAACAUUAAAUUAAAUUGCCGUCAGAGUGAGGAUGUUAUGUUUAUGCAUGUGAUAUUAUUAGUUGAAACACGUUACACCGUGUUUAUAUGUAUAAAUCAUAUAAUACAUUUUAUGGAUUCAUGGACUUCCUUUUGAUAAAGUGUUCAAGAAAACCAGAUUGUUUAGAAAGAGAAUGUCGUUGUCCAGGUAGACGUCAACCAAGUGGGGCUAGAGAAAAUGAACACAAUGACUUAUUCAUGUAGAUAUAAAUGAUUAUAUAAAGAUCGUUAAUUGAUAUUUGAGACUUAGAACCGGAUUGAGCUAUUCGGGCAAUACUAAAAGGCUGACCAAAUGGCUGCCCAUAUAGAUAAAGAGGGAAAAGGCUGACCAGGCCAAAAAAGGCUGACCAGGAAAAUAAAAUAGAAUUGAAAAGAUGUUUUUAAUAAAACAAAAUAACUUUUAUGUUUUAAUAAGUAUAUAUUCAUUAAGAGUAUUGUAAUUUUAUAUGUUUUUUUUUAAAUGAGUUAAGAAAUAGGAAUUGACUUUACUCCUGCUUAUGUAUGCAGAUGAUAUGGCUUUGAUAGCUGAAUCUCCGGAAGAUCUACAGGAAAGUUUGAAUGCGCUUAAAAACUAUUGCGAUAAAUGGGGAUUACAAGUCAAUACCGACAAAACAAAGGUCAUCGUUUUUAAAAAGAGAGGUCGUUUGAGACAAGGUGAAAAAUGGACAUAUGACAAUGUUAACUUAGAUACAGUAAAUGAAUUCAAUUAUCUAGGAAUGGUGUUCAGCUCGAGUGGAUCGUUCGCUUUAAAUCAGAAUAUGCUAACGGGAAAAGGCCUUAAGGCUAUGAACACGCUUAUGUCAAAUUUAAAAUCAUUUAACUUUACACCCAAAACAUGUUGUCAACUUUUUGAUGCAUUUGUUAGCUCAAUAUUGAAUUAUUCAUGUGAAGUUUGGGGUUAUGUGAAGUCUCAGGAAGUAGAGAGGCUUCAUUUAAGAUUUUGUAAACGACUACUAAACGUUAAACUUUCCACGUAACUGCAGCGUUUACGGAGAACUUGGUCGAUACCCAUUGCAUAUAAAUCGGUAUAUACGGCUAAUUAAAGACUGGCUUAAGGUCGUCAAUACAGACAAUUGUAUUAUUAAAUCUUUGUACGAUCUAUCAUAUAUCGACUUUGUUAAUGGAAAACAUAAUUGGUGUAGCAAUAUUAAGAAUAUUCUCGACAAAUUUGGUUUCACUUAUGUAUGGAAUAAUCCAGACAUUGUUAUUACUAAGCAGUUUAUACCUACAUGUAUGUUUAAGCAGACAGUUAUAGACAAUUUCAUGCAAGAAUGGCGAGAGAGUCUACAAAAUAAUGGUGUAUUGACAGUGUACAAACAUUUAAAACAUAACCUUGAAUACGAACAAUAUCUGGACAUUGUUACAAACAAAUCACUGCGUAGCUGUUUAACGAGGAUGCGUGUAUCUGGUCACAAAUUACGUGUGGAAACUGGACGAUAUGGACCGCAACGUGUCAAUAGAGAAGAUAGACAAUGCGUAUUAUGUGUUAAUGCUUUAAGAGACAUUGAAGAUGAGUUUCAUUUUAUUUUAAAAUGUGAUUGUUACAAAGACAUUAGGAAACGUUAUAUAAGCAAGUAUUACACUAGAAACCCGAGUAUGUGGAAAUUGAUUGAGUUGUUUUCAUCAAAUAAAAGAUCGGUGUUAAAUCGAUUGUGUACAUAUAUAAGCAAAGCUAAUGAAAUAAGAAAUUUGCUUAUAAAUACUAUCCUUUAAUUACACUUGUUUGUAUUAAUAUGUUUUGUUUCUGUAUUAUUUGUAUUUAUUUACCAUCAUUUUGUGUUAUAAUUAUUUGUA
Molecule: messenger RNA, 4565 nt
Organism: Mya arenaria
Lineage: Eukaryota; Metazoa; Mollusca; Bivalvia; Myida; Myidae
Product: sideroflexin-2-like
Exons: 7
Coding region: 1-561 (186 amino acids)
Biological process (GO): serine import into mitochondrion; monoatomic ion transport
Cellular component (GO): mitochondrial inner membrane
Molecular function (GO): monoatomic ion transmembrane transporter activity
Source: RefSeq, a predicted model, not a curated record